AUGACUGACUGGGAUUUUCUACGCACACAGGUUCGAUACGCUGCCACCGAGAUCCAGCCCGCGAAGUCGGCCCGCGCUCGCGGUGCCUACCUCCGAGUGUCUUUCAAGAACACUCGCGAGACCGCCCAGGCCAUCAACGGCUGGAAGCUUCAGCGCGCUGUUACCUUCCUCGAGAACGUUAAGGAGCACAAGGAGGCCGUCCCCAUGCGACGAUACGCCGGCAGCACUGGUCGCACCGCCCAAGGCAAGCAGUUCGGUGUCUCCAAGGCUCGAUGGCCCAAGAAGUCCGCCGAGUUCCUUCUCGGUCUCCUCAAGAACGCUGAGGCCAACGCUGAUGCCAAGGGCCUCGACACCGGUGCUCUUGUUGUCAAGCACAUCCAGGUCAACCAGGCCCCCAAGCAGCGACGAAGGACAUACCGUGCCCACGGUCGUAUCAACCCUUACAUGUCCAACCCCUGCCACAUCGAGCUCAUCCUGACCGAGGGUGAGGAGGUUGUCCAGAAGUCCGAUGCUGUUGUUGAGCGUGAGCACCUUAACUCGCGCCAGCGUGGUGCCCGUCUCCGCAAGGCUAUCACUGCCGCUUAA
This is a messenger RNA of Fusarium sp. VM40, 585 nucleotides long. Lineage: Eukaryota; Fungi; Ascomycota; Sordariomycetes; Hypocreales; Nectriaceae. The record is from the annotation of a GenBank genome assembly.